AUGCUCCUAGCGAGACCAGGAAUCGCCAACACGACUGCGUUUUCUGCAGGAUUAGUCGUGGGGAAUCCCCUGCUUUUAAGGCACUCUCUUAUUAUCCCAAAGUCUCACUUUUCUUCCUUGGAAGCCACUCCUCCAUCUGUGGUAGCAGCAAUGUGUUCAAAGGUGCCUUUAAUUGGUAAUGCAAUCAUGAAAGCCACUAGUUCUGGUAUGUAUCCAACAUUCUUUACUGCUAUUUUAACUCCUUCUGCCCUCAGUCUUUCUGCUUAUCCAUGUCCUUUCCUUCCUACAUUACAUGCUUCAAUUGUCAAGAAUGUUGUGGAGAAUACGCACAUCCACAUUAUCCCGCGUAAGGCAUGUGACUGCUUAUGGACCACUGAGAGUUUGCAAAGGAAUCCCCUGAACUUUGACCAGGAAGCUUCUCGACUUGUCAAUUGUGUUCGAGAGCAGUUAUCAAAUAUCUCUGAGGACAGCAAAGAAAAAGCCACGAUUAUCGACAUCUUGUGCCCCCACAACUAUACGGAUAGUUUUGUCUACGUUCAGGGUGGACUGGAUAAGAUCACAGUCAAUCCGCGUUAG
This is a messenger RNA of Dovyalis caffra, 576 nucleotides long. NCBI's taxonomy places the organism in Eukaryota, Viridiplantae, Streptophyta, Magnoliopsida, Malpighiales, Salicaceae. The record is from the annotation of a GenBank genome assembly.